Molecule: messenger RNA, 363 nt
Organism: Prorocentrum cordatum
Lineage: Eukaryota; Dinophyceae; Prorocentrales; Prorocentraceae
Source: the annotation of a GenBank genome assembly
AUGGCGUGUCUCGCCACUCCAAAGGAGUUGGCCUGCGUCACCCUCUACGUGGCCGCCGCGCACGCGAGGGAGUCGCGAUGGCUUGAGCGCUGUGGACCUCUGGCAGGACUGCUGAUCUUCGCGCUGAGCUGCGCCCUCGCGAGCUGGGCCCCAGCCAGCCAGAUGGCCAUCGAGUACGGCCGCGGCUCCGGCACGCUGGUGGGCCGGCUGGCCAGGUUGCUGGGGCUGGCCUUCGGGGUGGUGCAGGCCUGCGGCCUUGCCUGGGCGCUUCGGGGCCCCUUCUCGCGCCAGCUCCACUUGCGCUGGCUGGCCAGGUGGGCCCUCGGCACACGGGGGGGGGGCCGGGGGACCUGUUCAACGUGA